Molecule: messenger RNA, 849 nt
Organism: Dissoconium aciculare CBS 342.82
Lineage: Eukaryota; Fungi; Ascomycota; Dothideomycetes; Mycosphaerellales; Dissoconiaceae
Product: Endonuclease/exonuclease/phosphatase
Exons: 1
Coding region: 1-849 (282 amino acids)
Cellular component (GO): cytoplasm
Molecular function (GO): sphingomyelin phosphodiesterase activity
Source: RefSeq, a predicted model, not a curated record
AUGUUCAUUGGCUCGGAGGUGCAGAACUCAGGUGCAUUCAAUGUUCUCUCCUACAAUGUUGCCGGACUUCCCGGAUUUAUCAAUAGCAACGGUGUCCACGGCAGUAAGACUACCAACACAGCAUCAAUUGGCUCAAGAUUCGCGGACUACAACUUCGAUGUUAUCCAAGUACAAGAGGACUUUGCAUACCACGCCACCCUAUACGACUUCGACGAGUCACAUCCAUACCGGACACAGACUUCGGGGAACAUCCCCUUCGGCUCAGGUCUCAACACUUUGUCCAACUUCAACUUCACCGACUUCCAACGGAUAAAGUGGGCGCAUUGCUACAUUGGCGACGGCGAUUGCUUAACGCCCAAAGGAUUCACGUAUAUGCGAAUGACCAUCUCCGACGGAGUGACCGCCGACUUCUACAACCUUCAUGGCGAUGCCGGCGACGGUGCCAAGGAUGAAGCUGCCCGGAGAUCCAAUAUCCAACAGCUCGCGGACUUCAUCGACGAGCACUCCGCCGGUCAAGCCGUCCUGGUGUUCGGCGAUACCAACACCCGAUACACUCGAGUCAACGACAACAUCCGUCUUCUCGGCACCCAAAGCGGUCUAACCGACGCCUGGGUUGAGCUGGAGCACAACGGAAUCGCUCCAGCGCAGGGCAGUGCCCCGCUCGAAUGCGCCACGCCUGCACAGAGCAACUCCUGCGAGGUUGUCGACAAAGUCCUCUACCGGAGCGGCGACAACGUCAAGCUCGCUGCUACGAGCUAUCGCUAUGUCCCGGACAUGUUUGUCUCGGAGGCAGGUACUCUACUGAGCGAUCACAACCCCUUGCUUGUUGACUUCAGUUGGACGCUAUGA